CUCGCGAGAAUGGAGCAAGUGGCGGGUGCGCUAAGGGGGGAAUGGGUUUGUAACCAGGGCGACGGGGCGAGGGCGGGGCGCAGGCCCUAAGCUCUCGGGUGCUCACCUGACAGAGCGUCCACCUCGCGGGUCCCCAGGUGAGAGGCAGGUGCGCCCAAGGGCCCCUUGUCCGGGCACCUGUUCCCUGUCGUGUGCUCCCCUGACUGAGCGACCAUCUCGAGAGUCACCAGAUUGAACAUGGAAGAACCACAAGAGAUUUCUUCCACUAACGAUGGCUGUGUAGGUGACAUAGUCAUAGAGAAAUACCUGGUUGAAUCCCAGGAGUCCGCGUCCCACGUCCAGCUUGCUUGCAGUGUGCCGCACUGUGCCUUCCCUCUAGAUGGAAACAAACUUUGCAUAUGGAACACCAAUGACCCUUCUCACCAGUUUUUAGUGCUAAGAGGACACCAUUGGCCAAUUACUGCCAUGGCGUUUGGAAACACAGCGAAUCCACUUCUAAUCUGUUCUGCAUCACAAGACUAUGUUAUAAUGUGGAACCUGGAUGAAUGCAGAGAGAAAGUACUUCAAGGGUUGAUUCCUCGAGGGACGGUCAUGGGCACCCUUCUGGGAGAGGUGCUGUGUUUAAGAUUUAGUCCGGAUGAUAGUGUGGUUGCAGUGUGUGCUGGAAAUAAGAUACUCGUGCUGGAUGUUGAGAGCUUGUCCAUACUAGCUGAGCUGGAGGGCCACCGGGGGCCUGUGACUGCAGCUGAGUUUUGUGCUUGGCAAGCACGAAUCAUCAUCUCAGUGUCUGGGGACAGAAGCUUUAAGGUUUGGGACCAUCAUCUGGGAUCAUUAAUAUACAGCUCGUCAGUGUUAACAGGUAACUCAACACUUUUACAUGUUUUCUCUGCUGGAAUCAGUGAUUCAGGGAGUGGUGUGAAUGACUGCACCAGGCUCUCUGCUUGGGCAGACGGGGUGGGAGCAUCGGAUCCGUCCUCACAGGCUGUAAUUGUAAUCGACACCUCCCAGUGCUUUUUAUGCGCCUCCCCACUCCUGAGUCUCUUCAUCGAUGAAGAAAGUCAGCAGCUGGUUACUGGGUGUGCUGAUGGCCAGCUUUGGAUCUUCAGUUUGGGUGAAAGACAUCAUUAUCGUUGUGUGACACAUGUUGACCUGAAGAAAAAGACAGAGAGUGUCUCCUCCAGGAAGGUCAAGUCCCAGCCCCAUAACCUGCCAGAAGAGAGUCAGCUUCCCUCCACGAAUGGACCGGAGAAAGGAGGAGAGACUGAAGUAGCGCUUCCUAUCCUGAGUCUGGCGCACUGUGACCUGUCGCUUGUUCUAAGUUCUGAACGUGGAUUUGUUUCUUCUGAGAACGCCAGCUGCUUGUGGAUCGGAAGCUCAGCUGGUUUAUUCAUAUUUAACGUGGCAAACUUUGAACUGGAAGCAGUUUUAUAUUACAAAGAUUUUAGGAACCUCAGCAUUCAAGUUGCCGGAUCAUGUGCAAUGGUGAGCAAAACUGGUCAUCAUGAGGCGUUCUGCUUACUCACGUCCAUGUUCGGAAGUGAGGUUGCCAUGUUGGAGAUCCACGUCGCCGCUCUGAUGAGGUCUUGCCGGCGCCCCGACUUGGGAGAGGAUCUCUCAGUGCUGCCUCGCUCUGGUGUCUUACCAACCUCUCCACUGUAUUUUGGAAUUGUUGAGGAAAAAAGUGGCAAGCCGGGUAGUCAAAAACAAUGUGCUGUACGGAGUGUCGUAAAGGACCAGCCCCUGAUUUUCCACAGUAGAGUCAGGUCAUCUGGGUACGCAGCCGCCCCGCAUGUAACCAUGUUUUUACCAAAAACUAAUAUCAAGAAUGAUGGUAAAAGAUCUUCAAGCUGCAAGAACAAUUACAAAUGUAAGGAAUACCCUUUCGAGAGCUCUCUGCCCAGCAGACUCAGCAAGCAGCUCGCUGUAGCCGGUGACACUGCGGCCGUGAGCUGUCUUCAGUUCUCAGAUGAUGGACGGCGGCUGGCCUGUGGCUUAGCCAACCACUUGUCACUGGUCUUUGAUGCCGAUCUUACCGGGACACCUGCUGUUUUUUCAGGUCACGACAGGGCAGUGAGCACCGUGUGCUGGAGCCACAACGGCAGGUGGCUGCUGUCCACUUCCCAGGACGGGACCCUGCGGGUCUGGUCGGUGCGCAGGACGGAACUCGCGUUGUGUCUGGGCAAAGGCAUGUUUUCUAAGCCCAUACAGUCUGCACAGUUUUACUACAUGGAUACCUUCAUACUGUUGUCGUCCGGCCCUGAGUGCCAGCUCCUCAAGUAUCAUGUUGACACCUGCAAAGAGGACCUGAGAAGGUAUAAACAGAAGAGCAGGUGCAAACCCGUGUUCAGCCUCCGUAUGACGGAUGCGGUGGAGAUGACCAGCUUAUCGGCAGUAAACGACUUCUACUCCUACAUUGUGCUGGCCGCCGGCCGAAACAGGACUUUGGAAGUUUUCGACCUCAACGUGGGCCGCAGUGCGGCCCUGAUAGCAGGAGUCCAUUCACGGCCUGUCCACCAAAUUUGUCAAAAUAAAGGAUCGUCAUUUACGACCCGGCAAUCUCAGGUUUAUAAUCUUUUCACAACCACAGCCGUUGGUGAUGGGAUAAGACUGUGGGACUUGAGAACCCUGAGGUGUGAGCGCCGUUUUGAAGGUCAUCCGAGCCGCUGUUAUCCCUGUGGAAUGGCUUUUAGCCCUUGUGGACGAUACGUGGCCUGCGGUGCUGAGGACAGACACGCAUAUGUGUAUGAAAUGGGCUCCAGCACUUUUUCUCAUAGGCUCGCGGGACACACGGACACAGUCACGGGAGUGGCCUUCAGCCCGUCUGCCCCGCAGCUCGCCACAGCCACCUUGGAUGGCAAACUUCAGCUGUUUCUAGCCGAAUAACCGCUGACCUGCGGGCGGUGCCCGGGCCGCUGGGAGGAGCCUAAGGACGGAGCCUGGGCCAGGGCGGACGGGGUUCAGGCGUCCUCUUUCCGCAUGCCGCUCCGCUGCGUCCACGUGCG
Molecule: messenger RNA, 3002 nt
Organism: Ceratotherium simum simum (southern white rhinoceros)
Lineage: Eukaryota; Metazoa; Chordata; Mammalia; Perissodactyla; Rhinocerotidae
Source: RefSeq, a predicted model, not a curated record